CUCUGCAAAUCAGUACGCAGCAGUAACACGCCAUCUGUUAGCUUGGAAGCUGUGACUCAAAUAUUGUUAAGAUCGGCGAAAGAGAUCUGAAGCGCUGGGCUGGUGGCGUCGGCGCCCCUCCAGAGCUUGUCGUCCGCUUCGAUGGACUGAAGCUCUACUCUCUUUAUCCACCAGAAGCAAAGCUGAAGUCCGCAAAUAUGUGGGAUUCCUCUAUUUUAAAAAAGUAAACCGGCCGCAUUAUACUUUCGCUGGCUGAAUAAUAAAUAACCAAUGUGUCAUUCGUCGGCGGCGUGGUUUCGUGGGGAAUUGUGCAAAAAAUGAUGAAUUUGAAUGCAAGAAGCCGAGAGCAAUAGAGGAGGAAACUGCAUUUGCUUUUCAAUUGAUGGAACCUUUUGAAUUUGGAAACGAAAGGGAUUGUACGGUCAAGGGUUUAAUUUGGCGUAAUACCGGUGAGCAGUGCUACACUUUUUUGUUUUGUUGUUCCUACUCGGCAAGCGGGAAUGUAACAUUAACUCCGUUUUUUCAAUUCGAUUUCUUUUUCCAAAAACUGUAACUGUUAUUUUAAAAAUUAUUGAGAAUAGUUUUGCGUACAUGCGUACUGUAAACGACUUGACUGGCAGCAAAUAUAAAUGCCAGUAUUGUUAUACAGCCCCGAAAUAGCGCAGUCAUACACCUGAAUGUAUAUCUUAGUCAUUGCUUGCAUUUCUAGAAUUUCGCUAAUUUAUCAUUCUACACAUUCGAGUCAUUGUCAUAACGUGGAUUUUAUCAUUUGCACGGGGACGCGUUUCAAGCCCGCAGAUACAUAUUAACAACAACCUUCCAUUCCACUCAACAUCUAUUAUUAAUUUUGACAGAUGGGAGCUGCCUUUUUUCACAGGUGAUUCUCUUAUAUUUUAUAUAUAUAGGCAUGAUACCAAAUAGGGCAUACUUAAACAUCAUUGUGUUACAGAAACACAAAUCUGAAACCACUAUAUUUUCCAGAUACAAAUUUAAGUACUUUUGAGAAUUCAUAGUGUUAGUUAUACGGUACAUUAGUGACUAACGCAUAGGAGGACAUCGGGAGACCUUUUGAUUGAAAAUACCUAGAUAAUAGACGGUUGCUUAAGUGAAAUGCAGACUUACGACCCAAUAAAUUCAAAAGAAUGUUAAAUUUGCUUUAAUGUUGAAUUUUUUCAUUAACCCGGUCUUUAAAUUCUGCAAAUCUACGAGUUCGGGCCGUACGUAUCGCAGAGCCAAGGACUGUCCCACCGUGAAGUCCCUUCAAAUCCUUCUGAUCGGAAACGCGUUUUUUUAACGACUGGCGUACGGAAGUUUCCGCGGUAACUUUGUCUCCGGUGAGCCGCCGUAGAAAUGGGAGAGAACAUGUCGAAGAGGUUAAAGCUGGUGUCGGGCUCAGACUCGGAGAUGGAGGAGCGCUCCUUUGUCAACCCAUUCCCGGACUGUGAUCAAGGGGUCCUCACAUCCCCCAAUUCGGCGACGGAGGAUGAUGCCGGCGAGCCUUUCGAUGCAAAUGGAAAGAUCAGCGAGGCCUUCAAGAAGAAGGUUGAGAACAAAAUCAAGGAUCUGCUGCAACAGAUGGAGGAAGGCCUGAAAACUGCCGAUCCACAUGACUUCUCAGGCUACACUGGCUGGACGGGGAUCGCGCUUCUCUACCUCCAGCUGCAUCGCCUCACUCACGACUCGGGCCACCUGCAGAGGGCGCUGGACCAUGUCAAGCGGACCCUGCGCAACCUGAACGGCCGACGGGUGACGUUCCUGUGCGGCGACGCGGGGCCACUCGCAGUGGGGGCCGUGGUGCACCACAAGCUGAACAACCACACCGAGUCAGAGGACUGCAUUGCCAAGCUCCUUCAGCUCCAGCGCUCUGUCACCCUAGACUCGGACAUUCCUGACGAGCUGCUCUAUGGCCGUGCCGGGUACCUCUACGCCCUCCUCUUUGUCAACAAAGAGAUCGGCCCCAACACAGUGGAGGAGGCCGUCAUCUCCAAGGUGGUGGAGGCCAUCCUGGAGUCAGGGAAGAGGCUGUCCAAGGCGGAGAAGAAGACUGAGCGCUGCCCCCUGCUGUACGAGUGGCACAGGAAGCAGUAUGUGGGUGCGGCGCAUGGCCUGGCAGGCAUAUACUUCAUGCUGAUGCAGCCGGGGGCCAAGCUGAGCCAGGAAGUUCUGACGGAGCUGGUGAAGCCCAGUGUGGACUACGUGAGGCACAAGAAGUUCCGUUCUGGGAACUACCCGUCGUCGUUGAGCAACGAGACAGACCGGCUGGUGCACUGGUGCCACGGCAGCCCAGGGGUCAUCCACAUGCUCAUCAUGGCCCAUAAGGUGUUUAAGGAGGAGAAGUAUCUGAAGGAGGCGGUGGAGUGUGGUGAGGUCAUCUGGCAGCGGGGUCUGCUUCGCAAGGGCUAUGGCAUCUGCCAUGGUACAGCAGGCAACGGCUACGCCUUCCUCUGCCUCUACCACCUGACGCAGGAGAAGAAGUAUCUCUACCGAGCCUGCAAGUUUGCCGAGUGGUGCUUGGGCUACGGGACGCACGGAUGCCGCAUACCAGACAGACCGUACUCCCUGUUCGAAGGUAUGGCGGGGACCAUCCACUAUCUCUCUGACGUGACCGAGCCUGAAACUUCCCGCUUCCCGGCUUUUGAACUUUGAUCUCUGCUUUUGGGUGAUCUCAGACUGCCUUGGUUGGGAUGGCUCACAGCUCCGGCCUUGACCCCGCCCCCCCCGCCUGCCCCCCAUCUUGCACACGCAUGCUUCUCUUGUCCCCGCCCACCAGUUGCCUUUCCCUCAUGAGCGGCCGCUCUCGCUGACACGCAGUCAGAAUGCUCAAACUCGGCUUUGUGCUGAAACAUGUGGUGGUUUUUUGUGCUCUUUUUUUAUAUUCGUGUCACGAAUGAAGCUGAAAUCACCGGCUUUAUAAACGAACCUUUUCCUUUGCUGAACGACAAGCUCCCCCCAUAUUUUAAAACCGGACUCAUUGUACGAUUAACUCGCGCCACGUUUCCACUCUGAACGAAUGUCACUCCGCUGUUUGCACUCACCUCCCCUUCUGUUCCCAUGAUAUGUGCCAUCGAAGCCUUUCCUCACGAUAGAGGAUCAGUGUAACCAUGAUGUGAGUUACUGGUCUCUCUAAAUAGCGGCCCGUUCCCACUGGUGCCAUUUUUCCGGAUUGAUCCAGUGAGGCAGGUGGGUUGUUUGGGGCGUCAGCGUGCGUCGUGCAGGCUGCCUGCCUGCCUCUCAUUUCGGAGAUGGAUUGAAACGGCGGCGGCAUGGUUAUAAUUGGAUUUAUUAAAAAAAAGAAAUGUCCAAUGUUCAAAUGGCAGCUUUUUGCAGUGUGUGCAGAACUGCUGCAUUGCCGGCGGGGUCGCGUGAUGGACCGUGGCUUGUGCCGCCUCCUGCGAUCGGUUGAAAUCAUCCGUCACAAGCGAGCCCCCCCCCCCAGCCUCGUGUGGUACUUGUGUCCUGCUUUCUCACUCUGUAGGAGAUAUGAAGAAAUGAGAGUUUCGCAUUAGUGUGCUUUUUUGCCACAUUUCCAUCCAAUCCCUCGUCUCUGUUUAUAUACAAGCAUGAACAUUGCAGGUCUGGGGUCUUUUUGAUGAAGGCAUCUGGGAUCCAAAUGGAAAGGGAAAUUAAUCUCUCGACCAGAACCCUGUUGUUUUUUUGCCCCCCUCAUAAAAAAUUGCAAGCACUGCGCACUUGUCUAUGUGCAUUGUUAUUUUGCCCAUGUUUACAGUGAGUCAAAUCCAAACAGUAUUUGGUUCAUGGGGAAUAUGUGAUAUUGAAAAGAUGGAAAAAGGUCAAAUGUUGGUGGAUCAAGACAGAAAAAAAUCCUGAAAUUUCACUGAAUGACAUUUGCUUUUUUCCUUCUCCUCUUCAAACGCUUUACACAUCUUCAGAUCUAAAACAGAGCAGUCUGAGAGUCCAGUAAAGGGAUCAGCCUUUUCCGCCUUCAUGCCUCGAUGAUUUAUUCAUGUUAACCCCGUGUAUGAGGCGAGCCUGAAUGUGAAUUUGUCCUGAUGUUGAGUGGCGUAAGCAGCAUGGUUUUAAGCAGCAUAAUGGCAACACCUUUUGGAUUUAUAACGCUGAGCCAAAGAGCUUCAGACCACGGGGAAAAAAUCCAUCAGCCUGAUAUAUGAAUGGCAAGAUAGUCGCAAAAGGCGUUUUUAAUGAGCCGUUCAUCAUGCUUCUGGCUGAGGACUUAAUUUAAAUGUGUACCGGACCUGUCCGCUCGCUGCUGAUGUGAAAUUUAACCCCCUUUUAAAGGAUGAGAUCCCACUUACUUGCAGACAGCCGGUAAUUCUCCAGUAGCUGCAGUGAUGUCCAGAAGCAGGUUUGUGAGGGCAUUGCGAAUAUUUUAUACGUUUUAAUAAGAUGAGAAUUUUACAGCUGGUCUAGUGACGGUGGGGGUGAGAUUGAACAGUCGUAAUUCAGUCAGGAACCAGAUGCCAUUAAUUAAGCAUGAAGGGUGGGUGGGACUGAAGGAUGACAGACGAGGGGAAGCGUGAGCCUCGUCUUAUUUGGUCAAACCUCUUUAUAAAUUGGGGAAAGCGAGCCGGAUUGUGGCAGCAUCCAGGCUGCAUCAUACCAUGUACUUCCAUCCAACUCGUCACUAUUCUCCAAAUUAAACUGUUAACAUGAGAUGCUAUCCCAGAGGUCGGAGAUCUUUGGGUCGGCACACUCAUGCUUGGUGGAGGGAAAAAAUAAACACAUGUUGGAACUGGUUAUCUGACUUGAUGGCUUUAUUUUGCUUCUUUAGCAGGUAGACGCAUUAUUUCCAGCAAAAUGCAAAACCCUUCCACUAAUUGUAUGCAACGCCUUGCUUGAGGGACUGCUGUAUAUUCCCAUGUACCACAUGAGUGGCACGCAUGACAUGUUUCCUUAAACAUUUUUUGUAUUCACCAUUUAGAUGUCUAACAUAAACAGUGAGGUUCUGCAUCAUUACCCAUUGCAAAUUAACUUCUCUACCCCCAAGGCUUUUGUAUUUAUUGUUGCUAGUUAGUAAAUUUCAGCCUAUUGUAGUCUGCUUCAUUUUCUUUAGUGAAAGGUGCUGUUUCCUGUUAGUAAUUAUUGCCGUUUCUUUAAAUCUUUAGUCUAAUAUCUUUACUCCCGGUACCAGUCGAGACGAAGCCGUUCCAUUCUGUCAUCCUUUGUUUGCAGACACGGUUUGACCUGUUUUCCUCCUGUUUCCUAUGGGCCGCGUGUCCUUGGAUCAUGCGGCGUCUCUUCUUUCUGCGGUGCGCAUCCACUCACUGGCCAUCGAUCCGUUUGCUUUCAAGUCUUUCCUGUUCUUGUUUGUUUUGAUCCAGCCGUUUUUGUUGACAGACCUGCAGUAGCUGAACGGAGCUCAGCACGCUGGGACUGAUACCUGAUCUUUCUCCAGGUUUUCAAAUCGAAAGUGACCAUCUAAUACACACAUUUGAAGCUGCUUUACACUGCAUUACCCUCUCGGAUUUACUUUUAUUUAAAUGAUUUAUAACCACUCCUAAGCUCAGAUCAUUUAUAACCAACAGUGUCUUUAGCUUUAAGAACUUUUAAGAACCCCAUAUAACAUGUGGUCAGUAUCAUGCUAUAAUAAUCAUUAACUCGUACUGCGGCUGUUGACGUAAUUGUGAUCCCUGUCCUGGGGAGUCAGUCAAGAUUCGUCCUUCGGACUCCAGUCUGAAGAGACAGCUACAUGGGCCCAACCAGCAGAGACAUGUACAGGGGAAUUGCCCUUAACUGAAAGCUGAUUGGCCCCCGGAGUACCCCCACCCCUGUCACUCACUCAUUGAAAAUACCAUAUCAUUGGCUAAAGAUAAGGUUGCCCCCUUUUGUAUGAAUUGUGGCCCUUCAAGAAUCCCAGAAUCUCCCCUGCAAACUGCUUUUGCAUUUUCAGUUUCGUUGUCCAAGUGAUAAUCACAAUAAAGAUUAUCUUCAUAACUGUCAUAUUGGGGGUGGGGUGUAAAGCAGGGUGUGUGGAAAUGUGCCCCUGUAGGGUGGAGAAGCACAAGGUGCUUUGCAUGACCACUGGUCCUUCUGCACAUGAUGUCCAUUUACCACAUGCAUUCACCCAAAGUGACUUGCAGUAUAGGGAAGGCUUACAAUUUAGGCAUGUUUCAGCAGAUUUGAACCUAUGCCCUUCACUUCGUUAGAACAAUACUCUAUUUGCUGAGCUAUAGGAGCCGUCUGGAGGUCUUUCCGACCCUAAGCACUGUUCCCUGGGCGCUGAAUUAUCCGCCCCUGCUAUGUUACGAUAUCACAUAUGGUUUAAAUGCAGAGGACAAAUUUCAUUGUUGUGCACUAUGUGCUGUGGUGUGUCAACAACGACAAAGAAAAAAAAAAGAUUAUGCUUCAAUAUGGCAAAAUACUGCAUGCAUAUGAGUGUAUAAGUUCAUAUCACACAUUACGGCAGUUCUUUAUGUUUGAUGAUUGAGUGUACAUUAGCUACUGUUUACAUAAACACUUCUCAUUCUUAUUUUUUUUUUUUACAGUAGCAAAUGAAAGAUUUGCAAACUGACUUUUAUUCCCUGUAAGAAUUUAGAUUUAUUUUUAGUUUAUAAACAGAGAGAAAUUCAAUGAUUAUUCCACCACUCCACCAGCAGAGAAGGUGAAUCUUAAGUACCUCCGUCCAAACCCAUUUCCAGGUUGCAUAGUUAAACAUCUUAUAUGUGUGGUCAAAAUGAAAGAUUUUACAUAUUUCUCAUAAACACUCUAGAUCCUUCUCCCAAAGACAUUUAAAGAAUAUUCUGCCAUCAUAAAAGAAGCCACACAAUUUGCCAUCUUUAAAAGGACCAAUUCUGGAUUAAUGUCCAAUGGAUUAUGGGAUUGUUUGGAGUUUUUUUUAUGUAAUUUAAAAAUUAUGUUGUACUAUAGAAGAAAUAGAUGAUAUACACUGUAACUUCUCUAAACUACUAACUGAGUUCCUGUUAAAGUUAUUUAUCAAGGGGCUUUUCCACAAAGCAAGAUUUGUUGCUUAGCUAGAUAACUUGUCGGAUUUAAGGUCUGAUUAACAUGUAAGCGGAGGAGCAUAAAAUUCAUUUAGCCCAUACUAGCUUAAAUUCAACAAGUUACACGGCUAAGCAAGAAAUCCUGCUUUGUGGAAGGACCCCUGGUCUGUAAUUUUAUUCAUAGAAAUGUAGAUGCUUUUAAUCCCCAUGCUGUCUUUGUAAAUAUAAGACUGAGGCAUUAUUCAGUCUCUGUCUGACUAAUGGUUAAUUGUGUUUUUGUAAUUUUGGUGUAUGAAUUUGAGUAGAAUCAUUUAAUCCUGAGGGGUCUUUGUUCUGAUGGGCCCUAAAUUGUUGCAAACAAAGCAUUUUAAAACAGGCAGUUGUAGCCCUGCUGUGUUAUCAUUGCUAUGGUGACUACCACAGGGAGGAUUGUGGGACAAGUUUGACUCCUGAUAGAUACCCUGGUAGGAAAUGUUUAUAAAGCUCUGAAAUCCUUCCAUCUCCUCCAAACAAAAACAGCCACCGUAUCAACAACACUGUCUGUUGAUUUUUUGCAUUUCUUUUUUCUGUUAAUUGAAGCUUUUGUCUUCAGCUUAAAACACACAACCUAGAAAUUUUAAGAGGGAUCAGGUCACAGACUGUCAUCCAAACUGUUGCAUUUAUUACACGAUCCAACUGCAGGCAUUUGAAUACAUAACGACAUCGGGCCACAGUAUCCUGCAACACAGUUAAUUCACUGUCCAGCGCACACAGAUUUUCAGCUUUUGCAGUAUCCUUUGAAAAAUGCCAGAAUUCUCACUCUGCUUGUAGCAAAAGUGCAAAAUAAAGACACUGUUACAACUC
Brienomyrus brachyistius is the source of this 7763-nucleotide messenger RNA. RefSeq names its product LanC lantibiotic synthetase component C-like 2 (bacterial) (gene lancl2). Gene Ontology annotation, biological process: peptide modification; carbohydrate metabolic process. Gene Ontology annotation, cellular component: plasma membrane. The transcript is spliced from 9 exons. NCBI's taxonomy places the organism in Eukaryota, Metazoa, Chordata, Actinopteri, Osteoglossiformes, Mormyridae. Bases 1351 to 2646 code for a protein of 431 amino acids. The record is from RefSeq and is a predicted model, not a curated record.